GACCUUCACAUCCAGCACGGAGUAUUCGGUACUGUUCAGUCCUGGAAGUGGCUAAUGGAUGUGGCUAAUUAUUUUCCAUUCCAACUUUAGAGCCACAAACCUUGUCAAGUUCUUUUUUUUAUUAUUUUCCCAAAGGCUGUUCUCACUAGUGGUAGCGUGUUGUCGCCUCUGCGAGCUGUCCGGUGGCUCUCCAAAAACCUUCCAGCUGGACAGAGAUGAGCAGUCCCGAUGCGGGUUACGCCAGCGACGAUCAGACCCAGGCAAGGUGUACGAUGUCAGUCAUGAUGCCUGGAAUGGGACACUGCCAGUGGGCCGACCCUCUCAGUCCUCUUGGGGACACCAAAGUGAAAAACGAGCCGUGCGCCUCCAGCUCCUCCACCCAGAAUCGCGGGAAGAGCGAACCGCGGAUCCGACGGCCCAUGAACGCGUUUAUGGUUUGGGCGAAGGAUGAGCGCAAGAGACUUGCGCAGCAAAACCCGGACCUGCACAACGCGGAGCUGAGUAAAAUGUUGGGGAAAUCGUGGAAAGCCCUUCCUGUAACAGAAAAGCAGCCCUUCGUGGAGGAGGCCGAGCGACUGCGGGUUCAGCACAUGCAGGAUCACCCCAACUACAAGUACCGGCCCCGGCGGCGGAAGCAGGUGAAGAGGAUUAAGAGGCUGGACUCUGGCUUUCUGGUCCAUGGCGUGUCUGACCACCAGGCCCAGUCGAUGCACGGGGACAGCAGAGUGUGCAUGGAGAGUCUGGGCCUGGGCUACCAGGAGCAUGGCUUCCAGCUUCCCGCACAGCCGCUGAGCCACUACCGGGAUGCUCAGGCUCUCGGGGGCCCCUCUUAUGAAACCUACAGCCUGCCUACACCUGACACGUCUCCUCUGGACGCUGUAGAGUCAGACUCCAUGUUCUUCCCUCCGCAUUCACAAGAAGACUGCCACAUGAUACCCGCAUAUGCUUACCACUCCCAGGCGGCAGAUUACCAGCCCCAGGACCCUCUUUCCAACCACCACAGCAACCCCGUCCUGCACCGACACCCUGCUUCAGCCCCAGAGCAGCCCCCUCAGCCUGCCACCCUGCCCCCUUCCUACAUGGGAUGCCCCAACCCUCUGGCCAUGUAUUACACCCAGCACUGCAGUCCCAGCCACCCCAAGCGACACCCUGGCGGGGCAGGGCAGCUCUCCCCCCCUCCAGACUCUCACCCUCACUCAGCAGACAGUGUGGAGCAGAUGCACCAUUCUGAGCUGCUGGCCGAGGUGGACCGCAGCGAGUUCGAGCAGUAUUUGAGUUCCUCUUCAGCGCGCGCGGACAUGACAGGCUUGCCAUAUGGGCCACAUGAGGUUGGCAUGCAAGGACCUGAAAGCCUCAUAUCAUCAGUGCUGUCAGACGCCAGCACAGCUGUGUAUUACUGUAGCUACAACAACUCCUAACCUCCUGCCUGGCCUGUUACCCUGCUGCAAGGACACAUGAUCUGACCUCAAAUCUCUGCAGCUAAAUUUGAAAAUAAAAAAAAGAUUUUUUGUUUGUUUGUUUGUUUGUUUUUAAAUUGUUUUUCAUUACUAGUACAGAAGGUCCAUGAGAUUUUGAAAUGAAGCUUUUGAGAAGACUGUUGUACUGUAUUUGUAUAAGAAUACUUUAACAUGAACACUGGUUUUAACUUUUUUUUAUUACACCCUUCUUUUUGUGAUAAUAAAUAUUGUACAGUCACUAUUUUAAAGUUUAUGUAUAUACUUAAGGUGUUUUUUUAUAUACUUUUUUGCACUUUUGAGAAAAUAAAUUUUUGCAA
Messenger RNA from Scatophagus argus, 1774 nucleotides. RefSeq names its product SRY-box transcription factor 17 (gene sox17). The coding region runs from base 216 to 1418 and encodes 400 amino acids. Gene Ontology annotation, biological process: angiogenesis; anatomical structure morphogenesis; heart development. NCBI's taxonomy places the organism in Eukaryota, Metazoa, Chordata, Actinopteri, Scatophagidae. The record is from RefSeq and is a predicted model, not a curated record. Gene Ontology annotation, molecular function: RNA polymerase II cis-regulatory region sequence-specific DNA binding; DNA-binding transcription activator activity, RNA polymerase II-specific. The transcript is spliced from 2 exons.